AUGUCUCCCGCCCUCGAGGACUGUCCGCCAGAAAUCAUCGAAAACAUCUGCCGCGUCCUCGACCUGGAAGCUGUCUGCCACCUUCGCCAAACAUGCCGCGAACUAGCUUGCAAGGCUACCCAGGAUCACUUUGAGUCCUUCCUCCAAUGCAAAGAGGUCUUUAUCACGCCCGACGGGCUCCAACGCUUUGCCAAGGCAACACAGUCAGGCCUUAUCUCCUCUAGGCUGCAGAGAUUGAAAUUGACGGGUAUCGUUAACAAUACUCUGCGCCUAGCUGCCACCACCAGGGACGAAGGUCUGGAAAGCGAUGUCCGCAAAGACGCAGAAAGGCAUCUGGAUGUACUGACACAGCGACAAGAAGAGUUUGAGGAGAUGCAUAGUGCCGGCCUCGAUAUACUGACCUUGGCUGAAGCUUUCCGUAAUCUCGCGACUUGCUCUGUCAGGAGUGGAACGCUACUGUCCAUCUCUCUGAACAUCGUAGCAUACCGCACAGACUCUAAGCAGCGACUCCAGCCCUCUGCGCAGGGAAGCUGGAAAAUGAUCUGGGAGCGCACGGCCAGCACGUACUGGACGUGCAUGCGAGCACUGUUGCAGAGCGGCUUACAGAUCAGUGCGUUGGAUGUCUUCACGAAGCAGGAGCGAUGCAGUCUCGCCUGCAAUGAGAUGAGCGCAAUGAUUCCCACGGACGGCAUGCCAUCAUUGUCCACUCUGAAGUCGCUGAGCAUCAGUCUCUCUGAUCGACUGAUCGAGGAAUCCCACCGGGAGGCCGAGCGGACAGGGGACUCAGCAGACGAGAUCGAUUGGGAAGUUGACGAUAAAGGUGGUCGGCCUCACAGUGAGCUAGCCAAGGAGGCAGCGGACGAGAGCAAUUACAGCGGGCUCAUUCACUUGCUAAUCUCCUGCCCGGCGCUGGAGGACCUGGACCUACAUCAAUACUCGCUAAAGACCCGCGUCCCGGUCUCUCUGCACAAAGAGAGGUAUUUGCAGCGUAUAGCUGAGCAAGCUCCACUAUCCAAGCUGAAAAGCCUGACUUUGCGGGGCUUCACGGCUAGGGCCGACGACCUCCUUGUCCUUGUCCGCAGGCCUGCUCUGCGGGUUUUAAAGCUUGAACGCCUGCUUCUCGUAGCAGGAUCCGGCAAUUUCCAGCCCAUCUUCAAGUACUGCACGGGUGCCAAUAGCUGCUAUGAUGAGCUGCACUUUGAAGACUUGUACGAGGGUCACGUACUAGUGCUAUUCGCUAGUAUCGCUUCUGGAGGACUGGAAAAUGCUACUCUGCGCCGAUCUGGUGUGCAAGAGGUGCGAAGGCCGAUUGUGUAUCAGGCUCGUGAGGAGGAGAUUGUGGGCAGCCCUGGGGUGUACGAGCAUCAAGCGAAGGUAAGGAGGAUCUAUGGACCUCCACGAUGA
This is a messenger RNA of Recurvomyces mirabilis, 1404 nucleotides long. RefSeq lists its product as uncharacterized. NCBI's taxonomy places the organism in Eukaryota, Fungi, Ascomycota, Dothideomycetes, Mycosphaerellales, Teratosphaeriaceae. The transcript has a single exon. Gene Ontology annotation, molecular function: protein binding. Bases 1 to 1404 code for a protein of 467 amino acids. The record is from RefSeq and is a predicted model, not a curated record.